AUGGCGGCCCCGAGUACUCAUCUGGAUGAUACUAUGGGAGCCUUGCUCAUAGGCUUCACUGUCGCUACUGUGCUCUAUGGCCUGUCCCUAUCGCAGACCGCCACGUAUUACAAGCGUUUCCCCCGAGAUUCCAUAUACGUCAAAAGCCUUGUAGCAUUCACCCUAAUAAUCCAGACAGUCAUUACUGCCCUCGCCGCUCACAGCCUCUACUUCUACCUUAUUACAAGCUACGAUAAUCCCGGGGUUCUAUCACUCGUAACUAAUAGUAUAAUAAUUUAUGAAUUAUUCACGGCCAUCACCGUGUUCUCCGUACAACUACACUUCGUUCAUCGUGUGUGGCAACUCGCAGGAGUUUCGUCGCUUCAAGCGUUCAUCGCACUCUUAAUGUUUGCUCUCAUGUUCGCGGGACUAGGAACGGGUAUAGGUCGUUGCGCCUUGCUCUGGUUGAACCCGUCUUACGCUUCUCUCACAGAGAAGAGCGCAAAAGCCCUAGGGAUCGCAUCGGUUGCCUUUCCUGUGUUGUGUGAUAUCUGCGCUGCAAUAGGGUUCACGUUCUGGCCGCCGUCUUCUCCGCAAAUGGUCCUGGGCACACGAGGAGUCCGGAAGACGCUCCAAAACCUCAACAAUUACCUCACAGGUCGAUGCCUACUUCUGAUAAUAUGCCACCUCUUUACCAUCGCACUCCUUGCCAGUAUGCCGAGAAAAGGCGCAUUCAUGGCAUCCCAGCACCUCACGCCCAAGCUCUACUUCCUCACCCUGCUUCACAUGCUCAACGCGCGUCAUUCGCCUCGGGAUCGCAUAUAUCGCAGCGGUGCCUCCGUGGAGGUACCUUCCCGAUCCUUCGAAUUGGCCAUCGGCUCGUCGCACACCCUGCAGUUCCGUAACCCGGACACGGCUGGGCUGUACGACUUCGGAUCCGGCGCAGCGUCCACCGGGAGAUUGGGUCUCGACAUCACGCCUAGGGAUUUGAAGUCCAAGCGACGCUUUUCAGACGGUAGUCUCGUGUUCGCUACGAGCCUUCCUUCGUUAGAUUCAAUGAGCAUGGCAUAG
Punctularia strigosozonata HHB-11173 SS5 is the source of this 1050-nucleotide messenger RNA. RefSeq lists its product as uncharacterized. The transcript has 10 exons. The record is from RefSeq and is a predicted model, not a curated record. NCBI's taxonomy places the organism in Eukaryota, Fungi, Basidiomycota, Agaricomycetes, Corticiales, Punctulariaceae. The coding region runs from base 1 to 1050 and encodes 349 amino acids.